GCACACGGUCCGCCUCCAAAAGUGCUGCUUGAGCACCAACCACUGACCAUGGCCGGAUUCAACAAAUCAUAGCCAUAGAAUUCUCCGUCAAACAUCCUGCCUGCUCAGUCUAGUCAGGCCCAUCAUAUACCCGCAACCUAGCAGCCAGCAGAGAAGCUUGAGCCAGUGCUGACCCCUGAUUCCAUAGUGACUGCUGGGAGGCGUGUGACGUUGAAAGUUGUCGCCGUUGCGCUGAAUCACCCAACAAGACAGCAGAGGUCUUUCCUAUCAUCGACACCUCCAGCUCUCUUCAUUCAUUGAUUUGCCUCGAGGGAAUGAAUCAUGUAGACGGUAUCGACCCGUACUUUACGUACGUCACCGACAAGGUUGGCGACGAACUCGUCCUGCUCGACGGCGAUGCACUCCUCUUGCGCGCGUUACAAUCUCCGUACCAUGGCGGCCAAAUGCUCUCCUUUGCCGCUGUUGUUGAAAAGGAGCUGAUUGAGCUCAAAGCACUCAAUAUCGAGAUUGCCUUCUUCCAAGACCGAGCCUGGUUCUUUACACAAAAUCAAGCUGCUUUACAAUUGCUGCGAUCCAGCUUGUACCUGCAUCUCAACGACAAUACAGACUACAAGGUGUAUGACUUUCCAUCGCUCGAGUCGCCUGCAUUCGAAGAAUACGUCGACAUCAAUCGACCCUACAUGGUGCUCACGUCUGACGGCGGCCCUAAUGACCGUUCCGAGACGCCUAAUACGGACCGCAUGGCGUUCGCACAAGGCUUCAUCCAACAAAUCCUCAGUGCUGGUAUGGACGUCAUUCUCAUCGACUACAUUGAGCAUCGCGAAUUCAAAAUGUACGCACACGCCAUCUUGCGCGAAAAGACCAUCACGGGCCACAACAUCGUCUCGGAAAUAUCCCUCCCAAAAAUCGAGCGACUCUCUAUUGCAGAGAUUCCAACAGACUAUACUUGCAAUGAUGCACGACGCUGCUUCACGAUUCGGGCCUUACGCGCGCUCUCAUCCCCGUCACCGCAUCUCGUGCAAGCGACACUCCGUGCUCUUGUCAUUUUGGAGAACCUCGACCUUGCUCAACGACCACAACCGCCAUCCACCGUAUUGAGUGACCCCGAAGUCUCACAAUUCCUGGAUGCAUUCUAUGGAAAUGCUGCUGCGGCUAUGAAGGACACAUCUCUCGAUAAUGCCUUCAUUGCAGAUUUCUUUGAUGCGCGCAUGUUUGCACGUGUCUUGGUGAGCGGUGACGCUGUAUUGCCUGCAGAACUCCAAGCAGACGUCGAGGGUUUGCUGAAAGACGUGUUUGGCAGUGUCCCAACCAUCAAGUCACCAGAUUACACACAGCACGCUGUUGCGUCGAUUGAAGAAGCACCUGCAUCCACGGACAAGGUGCUUGCGUUCAGCGACCCCAUCUUCAACAACAUCCUCGCCAGCAUCCAGCUCGACGAGACAUCCAAAGAACCCACAGCGACAGACGCCAUUGACUUCUCCGUCAUUCGUCAGCAACAGGGAAAACGCGUUGUUGGUAUGGAAGCAAAACUCCUUGCAAAGGAAAAGGGACCCGAGCAAGUUGCUGAUCGGCGUGAACAGAUCCGUAUCAAUAAACGGUAUGAUCGCUCCAAGGCAAAACAAAUGGCACACAUAAAACGAGCAGCUGAAUCUCUUUCUGGUGCAAAUGGUGUGGGUCUUGAUCGAAUGGCUAUUAUUUCUGGAUCACAAUUACCCGUGCAGCAGUCCAAGACGACAACACCUCAGCCAAGUCGCUCUUCUACUCCUGCGCCUGGCGAUAAGCAAGUCAAGGGCAAGAAAGAGAAGGAGAAGAAAUUGACAAAGGCCGAAAAGAUCAUUGCGCAGAAUGUUGCUGCCAAGUCUGGUAAAAAAGCAGCCAAGUCAACGUCCGCCUGGGAGAAGAUCAAGCACGAAGUGGAUAGCUUCAAGAAAUUGCCAGAGCGAUUGGCAACACUUGAUCGAUACAUCAACCUCAAGGGCGAGCGCGAUAUCAAUAUUGACAAUGAGAUGCGCUUGUACCGUAUCCAGAUUCUGCUGGACAUUUGGAAGAAGGUCUGCAAAGAUGCUGCUGUUGCCAAGACAGAUACCGAAUCCAUCACCGCUGCCGUCAAGCUCUUUGACUCAAUUGCUCAAAUGUACAAGCGACCAAGCCUGACUGUGCAAAUUAAGCAGGUUCUGGAUGCUCUGCUGACAACCAUUGGCCUUGCCAAGUGCAUCACGGAUGACAAGCCUUCGCAAUCAGCAGAGAUUUCAUUCGAAUUCGACUUGCCAAAGAGCAAAUCGAGUUACUUGGUGCCCGGCACCCACAUUGAGUUCCAAAUGCUCUACUGCGGACAGUACAUGGAACGUAACAUGGACAGCAAGCCUGAUCCACGUACCUCCUUCGAGGCUGAUAAGUGGCAACGUGACGUCUUGGAUGUUGUGGACAAGCAGCAGAGUGUCUUUGUUGUGGCACCUACAUCAGCAGGAAAGACAUUCAUCUCAUUUUAUGCCAUGGAAAAAGUCUUGCGUGCAAAUGACGAAGAUAUGGUUGUUUUUGUUGCACCCUCCAAGCCGCUCGUCAACCAAAUGGCCGCCGAGAUUGAGGCACGUUAUACGAAAAAUUACAAAGUUCAAGGAGGCAAGACCGUGUGGGCCAUUCACUCUGGCGACUAUAAGAUUCACUCUCCCGAUAAGUGUCAGAUUCUUGUGACUGUGCCACAAGUCUUGCAAAAGUUGCUCUUGUCGCCUGCACAAGCCAAUAGGUGGUCUUCCAAGAUCAAAACUGUCAUCUUUGAUGAAAUUCACUCCAUUAGCGGCGACGAGGGUGUUGUGUAUGAGCAGCUCAUUACGAUGAUUCCUUCACCCAUCAUUGCGCUGUCUGCCACAGUCGGCAACCCGGAACCUUUCAGGCAAUGGCUCGCUGCUGGUCAAAAGCCACAAAACAGGGAUGUUGUGCUCAUCUACCACAACCAGCGAUACAGUGACUUGCGCAAAUUUGUGUACAUCCCCGAAGUGCAAGGCCAGGAGAUCGUCGGCAAGGGUCAGUUCAGAGACAUUCAUCCAGCAUCUGCUUUGCAUUUCGGUCCUCGUGUACUGCCUGAUGACCUUUCUCUCGAGCCACGCGAUGCAUGCAGUCUUUAUCAACACAUGCGUGCAUGCAAGACGCCUGAAUUCGAUGUCCCAGAGACGCUUGACCCGAAUACCUUCUUUGCAGACAAGAAGUUUAUUCGCAAGGCCGAUACCGUGGUGUAUCAGAAUAGGCUCAAGGAAAUCUUGACGGAAUGGCUGUCUGCGCCAGACUCGCGAUCGCCUGGAACGCCCUUCAUGAAUCUGAUGAAGGCGACCGACGGUGGUACGAGACAAUUGGUGGAUGAGGCUGUUGUCAAGUGGCGCGAAGCAGAUGCAGCAGCCAUCAAGGCCGGCAAGCCUUCCAAGGACUUUGCCACAGAGGCCAUCGUCUCAUUCGUCAAGGCCCUUGAGGCCAAAAAUCUGUUGCCUGGCUUGCUCUUCAAUUUUAAGCGUCGCGGUGUGGAGACGUACGGUGAGGCGCUCAUUUCGCAUCUUGAGGAGAAGGAACGGCAAUACCGCGAUAGCAAUGCUGCAUGGCAGGCGAAACUCAAGGACUAUGAAAAAUGGACCAAGGACGCAGACAAGCGCGCCAAGGAGAAAGAGCGUGCACUCAAGCGAUCCAAGAAGAAUACCGACAAGGAGGAAGAUGAGGAUGUGCCAGAAGAUGAACCAGGUUGGCAAGAAAACUUUGACCCAACUGCACCGGAUCCAAAGUUUUCAUUUGCGAGCUUGAAGAAUACCUUUGGCGAGCAAGAUAUGGCUGAAGAGGUAGAGAAUCUGGGCAAAUACACUGGUACGCCUGGAUGGAUGCUGCGAGGCUUGCGUCGUGGCGUGGGUGUACACCAUUCCGGUCUCAAUCGAAGGUACCGUCAGCUCGUCGAGUUGGCUUUCCGAUCUGGAUUCUUGAAGGUUGUCUUUUCCACUGCUACACUGGCGCUCGGUAUUAACAUGCCUGCCGUGUCGGCCAACUUUGUUGGUGACACUGAAGAGUUGUCUGCACUCGAGUACCGUCAAGCAGCCGGUCGUGCUGGUCGUCGUGGUUACGAUCUUCUGGGUCAUGUCGGUUUCUUGGCUGUGCCGACGGACAAGAUUGAUCGUCUCCUCGUCUCCAAGAUUCCCGACAUCGCCGGACACUUCCCAGUCACAACAACAGUCUUGUUGCGACUCUUUAAUCUUUUGAGGAACAGCAACAAUGCGCCAUUCGCAAAGCAAGUCAUUGAAGGCAUGUUUUCGAAUCCUGAGGAUCUCGCCAAUGCUGUUGCUGGUACAUCGACAACAGCGGCUCAGGUGAAGCACCAAAUUCGCUUCGCCAUUGAAUAUCUCCGUCGUGAACGUCUCUUGGAUGCUUCUGGUCAACCCAUCAACUUGUAUGCACCCGUCAGCAACUUGUACUACGAAGAACCCGCCAACCUGGCCUUUGCCGUCUUGUUGCGUGGUGGUGUCUUCCAUACGCUUUGCAAGAACUUUGACGAGCCGAAACAACAAGAUGUUGUUGCUGGCAAGUUGGUGCAGCUCCUGGCCAGUAUCUUUUGCAGGCGUCCCAUGAGGCCUGCAGAAGUCCAGCAACGUCAAAAGACACACAGCAAGGCGCAAGCCAUGAUUGCCUACCCUCCUCUUGAGGAGCUGAAUGCUACUGCUGCCAAAUGUUUGACUGAAUACGAGCAGCGAUGCUUGCGGCUGUACAAGAAUCACGCUGAUACCUUUGUCAAGCAACAUCCGGAAGUGUCUGCCAUGGAUAGCAAGUUGCCAUUGUCUGGUAAGCAAUUCGGCAAGAACUUGUCUGUCGAUGCGUUGAAGAAGGGCAAGGAUGAAUCGAGUGUAAGUGUAUUCGCAGCCAUUGGCGGUGUAUCGCAAGCUGCGUGUCCCUUGAACAAGAAAGAAGCUGCAUUGAUGGAUGUCUUUGGCAGCUCCAAAGCUGGUGUCUUUGUUGAAGGUCUUUCACCCAACCCACUCAUUGCACGCGAUGUCCCACUCAAUGCAUUCUUGUAUGAAUUUUACCAGACUGGGUCUGUGGAACGUAUCACGACUGUCCAUGGAAUUCAGAAAUCAGACGUCUGGUUCAAGCUUGCUGAUUUCAACACUGUCCUCGUGAGUAUUGUUGAGGGGCUUUCUAGUUUGCUUGGCAUUGAAGUGGAUGACUUUGCAGAUGGUGAAGGAGGUAAUGCCGAGGGUGAUGAUGAUGACGAGGAAGAUGAUGUGCCUGAACAAGCACGCGCUGCUGAACCCGUUCGACGUGCCGGUGCACUGGCCAGUUGGGAGGAACAAGAUGCGUCUUCUGAGUCUGAGUCUGAGGAGGAUGAUCUUGUUCGCAAGAAGCAGACGGGUGCCGUCAAGGCUGACACGAAGCGUGUGCUGCGUGCCGUACAGUAUGUGCAAGCUGCGUUCAAGGUACACUUUACCGCCAUGUUUGCUUAAAGUUGCUACAAGAGAAAGAAAAGAGAAAGAGAGUCUAGUCUACAAAGAAAAAGCAUUUCAUUUUGAUCAUGAUUGUCCCGUUGCAUAGAAAUCACGUCCAGAACCAGCCCAUUGCGUUGAACCCGGUUGUGCUGCUUGUGCUUGUGGAACACCG
Protomyces lactucae-debilis is the source of this 5619-nucleotide messenger RNA. RefSeq lists its product as uncharacterized. The record is from RefSeq and is a predicted model, not a curated record. The transcript is spliced from 2 exons. Gene Ontology annotation, cellular component: cytoplasm. The coding region runs from base 315 to 5465 and encodes 1716 amino acids. Gene Ontology annotation, molecular function: nucleic acid binding; ATP binding. NCBI's taxonomy places the organism in Eukaryota, Fungi, Ascomycota, Taphrinomycetes, Taphrinales, Protomycetaceae.